Messenger RNA from Pteropus alecto (black flying fox), 1956 nucleotides. It is a transcript of the gene MICU2, whose product is annotated as mitochondrial calcium uptake 2. Gene Ontology annotation, cellular component: uniplex complex. Bases 16 to 1146 code for a protein of 376 amino acids. NCBI's taxonomy places the organism in Eukaryota, Metazoa, Chordata, Mammalia, Chiroptera, Pteropodidae. The record is from RefSeq and is a predicted model, not a curated record. Gene Ontology annotation, molecular function: calcium ion binding. The transcript is spliced from 11 exons. Gene Ontology annotation, biological process: calcium import into the mitochondrion; mitochondrial calcium ion homeostasis.
UAGCUCAGGGCAGUGAUGCUGGAGGAGAUCUUAAACUGCCACUGCUGCUCAUUUCAGCAGACUGCUGGCCGUGGAGAGGUGACGGGGAAGCUGUCCCUUCGCAAGCAGCGCUUCAUGCAGUUCUCGUCCCUGGAGCACGGCGGCGAGUGUUACAUGACGCCGCGGGACUUCCUCUUUUCCGUGAUGUUCGAGCACCUGGAACGUAAAACUUCAGUCAAGAAGCUGACAAAAAAGGAUAUCGAGGAUGUACUGGCGGCAACUCAGACAGCUCGUUGUGGAUGCACCUUUUUUAGAGACCUUGGCGACAAAGGGCUGAUUUCCUACACCGAGUACCUGUUUCUGCUCACCGUCCUCACCAAACCCCACACUGGCUUUCACGUUGCUUUUAAAAUGCUGGAUGCAGAUGGUGAUGAGAUGGUGGAGAAAAGGGAAUUUUUUAAGCUGCAGAAGAUCUUAAGUAAACAAGACGACUUGAGGACGACGGCCGAGGAGACAGAGUGCCAGGAACCAACAGUGAAGGAACCUGAAAUUAACACAACCCUUCAGAUACGUUUCUUUGGAAAAAAAGGAGAAAGAAAACUUCAUUACAGAGAAUUUCGAAGGUUUAUGGAGAAUCUGCAGACGGAGAUCCAGGAAAUGGAGUUCCUCCAGUUUUCCAAAGGUUUGAGUUUCAUGAGGAAAGAAGACUUUGCAGAGUGGCUCCUUUUUUUCACUAACACCGAAAAUAAAGACAUUUAUUGGAAAAAUGUGAGAGAGAGGCUGUCGGCAGGAGAGAGCAUAAGUUUGGACGAGUUCAAGUCAUUCUGUCGCUUUACAACCCACUUGGAAGACUUCGCUAUUGCCAUGCAGAUGUUUAGUUUAGCCCACCGCCCCGUCAGACUAGCGGAGUUCAGGAGAGCCGUCACAGUUGCCACGGGACAAGAGCUGUCCGACAACAUCCUGGACGCCGUCUUCAAGAUCUUUGAUUUGGAUGGCGACGAGUGUCUCAGCCACGGGGAGUUUCUUGGAGUGAUGAAAAACAGGAUGCACCGGGGAUUAUGGGUACCACAGCAACUGAGUAUACAAGAAUACUGGAAAUGCGUGAAAAAAGAGAGCAUUAAAGGAGUAAAAGAAGUCUGGAAGCAAGCCGGAAAAGGCCUUUCCUAGGAAAAGACUGCGUGCGAAUUUCAUUGCACCAAAUGUGAGAAUUUGGGAUUUUUUUUUAAGUGCGAUGUUCAUCUCAUUGUCUUCAUUGAUUUCCUUUGUAAUAUAAAGAUGACCUGCACUGCAUUCUGAUGGAUAAUUUCCCAAUAAGACUUAAUUAACGAACUUAGUAAAGAGAAGAAAGUAUUCUUUUACAAAAACAGAUACUGGCCUCUGUCAGAAGGCCGACGAUUGAAGUAAUGCUUUGCACUUUGCUAAAAUGGAAACCCUAGUAAUUCACUGAUUUAGUAGACACAGCAGCACAGUAUGCUCUGUGGAAGGCUCGGGUACUCACAGACAGCAGUAAUGGGCACACAGGGCCAACGUCGCCUCUGCAAAUCCUGAUGCUCCCAGUAGGGCAGAUUCAGUUCACAUUUCAGGUCUCGUGGGUGUCUGAUAUCGCAUAAACCUCGUGUGCAUUUCAUUUCAGUUGGCUAUAUGUUGGUUGUCUUCCAAAUAACAUACAUUUCAAUAUUCUGUCAGGAAACAAAGUAUUCACAAAGAUACAAAAAUUACUGAGGUGUGUUUUGUUUUACAUACGUGGUUUAAAAAAUGCACAUCAUUUUUUACAUGUAAACACUCUCAUCUCAAAUCGGUUUAUAUUCUUAAAAACUGGUAUUGGGAGAAUCCCGAUCACAAGAUCAGGAUCUCUUGGGAUUUAUUGGGUUAUAGGUAAAUGUUUAAAAUGGCACUAAAAAUUAAUUGACAUUAAAUGUAAAAUAUUACAAACUGGCAUAUUUUUAAACUGCAAAUAAAAAUUAUUCUUAAAACACA